GCCAUUACGACCAGAGCGCCUGAUCCAACUCGGUCGGAAAAACAGUCUACUCGUUUCCGCAUUUUGGGGGGAAACUCGUGUGUUUGACAAUUGCGGAAUGCAAGUAGAUCUCGUCUGCAGUGAUACAUAUAUAAACAUAGAUUUUUGAAAAACAACCUGUCGUGACUCCAACUCUCCGUCUCCAUAUCAAUAUAGACUGUACUUCCUGUGCGUAAAGGUUUGGAUCGUUCGGGUCGUUCCGUCGACGCAUCUCCAGUCACGUUUGCAUCGACCAUUACGCGCCCGCCUUGACGUGUGGAACAUGAGCGAUCGGGGGAGAAAGGCUUUCAGAACAACCCUCCAGCUGGUGUGCCAGCUUCUGUGGGUGCUGGGGCUGGUGGUGGGCUUGAGUGGAGUAUAUCUGCUGAUGAAAUACAAACAGUGCAGCUUAUAUUUUUCUAGCUCCUACAUCACCAUGCCAGCGAUCCUCGCCCUCACCAGUGCUGCUUUCCUAUUGGCCAGCGGGUUCCUCGGCUCGUGGCUGAGCAUCAGGGAUUCCACUUGUCUGCAGGGACUGUUUGUUUAUCUACUAGUUGUGGUCUUUUGUCUGGAGGCUACAGCUUCGGCGUUGGCUUUUUUCCACUCUGUAAAGCUGGAUUCCGAGUUGUCUUCCCUCAGUGGAGUGUUUCAGAAUUACGCAGGCGACAGCCAUGACCCCAUCUCUCAAGCUGUGGAUGCAACACAAGAGGAGUUGCAGUGUUGUGGUGUCCAUGACUACAGGGACUGGCUUGAAACCCCCUGGUUCAACGGCACCGGAGGACUUUUUGUUCCUCACAGCUGCUGCAACUCAACGUUCCCCUCCUGCAAUGGCACCGUGGAGCGGCCGUGGCAGCUUUACUCACAGGGCUGCCAGGCGAAGCUGGAGGCCGCUGUACAGUUUGUGCUGAGUUUUAUCAUCUGGGGCUGCCCGGUGGUUUUACUGGUGGAGGUUUUUGUUUUAAUAACAGUGGCACAGCUGAUGAGGAACCAACCACUGGAAUAUCACAUACUGGACAAAAACUGAACAGCACUGUACUAUGCACUGAUUUUGUAAUUUCUGUCUAUUGUGACUGUUUUUUAGAAUCAUUGUUCCUUAGCUGCAGAUGCUAUUGUGACCUCUCACCUACACCGCUACUGCUAAUUACCUCUGUCAAGGAGGUGAUGUGAUUGGUUCAGUUUGACUGUCUGUCUGCUUGCGUGUUCUCAAAAAUAGAUGGACGGAUUUUUGCGUGAAAAUGUUUUCGUCCAUGGUAACAGGUGACUACAUUUUGAGUAGGAUCUGAAUCCGGAGCGUUGCAUUUUUUUGAAGGAUUCUUCACCGUUGCAAGAUAGGUUGGAAUUUGGUGGCAUAUCUUUACAAAUACAUCACAUUAAAAACAAAUAUGUAGGUAAGAAGGAGAUGCCAAUGCAAGCCUUGGCCAAGGUCUGUGCUCUCUGAGUCCUCUUGUUAAUGCAGGUUUACUCAAGAAAACAAAGCACUUCCACAAUGAUCACUUUAAACCAAUGAUCAUUUCAAAAUAUUUGUUUUCCUUCACAUAUUUUCCCUUCUGUCCUAAUUAAAACAAAAUACGUGGAGAAGUACUGAAAUUGUAAACUCUCCCUUUUACCACAAACUGAGCUAGCACAUUUGAUGAAAGUGAAAGCAACAGAAAUGGUCUAUAUAUAGCAUUUUUUCAUGUUGAUUUCCUCUUAAAGACCAAAGCCACAGUCGCUCGCUUGUUCCCCCGACACAGCAACACAGAGGCGCGUUACGGAUAAGUGUCUUGCCCAUAGCACACUUCAGCACGUAAGACUACUAACCAUCGACCUUCUGCUCAGUGGACGGCCCGCUCUACUUCCUGGGCCACAGCCAGUAAACCAGGGGCUUUUUUGGGCACUGUGGGACUUGCAGUUUCCCAAGUAACCUAGAGGAUGAUCCAGAUUAAUUGCAAUCCAAUUCAUCAUCCAAAGAAUCCCUCACGAAGGCUGUGAAGUUCAGGUUUUGAAAAAUGUUAUGGUAAUUUGUGUGUGUGUGUGUGUGGGGGGGGGGGAGGGGGGGGGGG
This is a messenger RNA of Scophthalmus maximus (turbot), 2060 nucleotides long. RefSeq names its product tetraspanin 37 (gene tspan37). The record is from RefSeq and is a predicted model, not a curated record. Lineage: Eukaryota; Metazoa; Chordata; Actinopteri; Pleuronectiformes; Scophthalmidae. Bases 302 to 1042 code for a protein of 246 amino acids. Gene Ontology annotation, cellular component: membrane. The transcript has 7 exons.